Molecule: messenger RNA, 8313 nt
Organism: Sander lucioperca (pikeperch)
Lineage: Eukaryota; Metazoa; Chordata; Actinopteri; Perciformes; Percidae
Gene: sobpa
Product: sine oculis binding protein homolog (Drosophila) a
Exons: 8
Coding region: 705-3449 (914 amino acids)
Biological process (GO): animal organ development
Cellular component (GO): nucleus
Source: RefSeq, a predicted model, not a curated record
CCUGAAUUUCCACUAUAAUAGGCUAUUUCUCGUUGCAAGAGAAACAGCCAUGCUUUUAAUCCCCUGAAACAUCCACUGACCUACUGAUGUGUCUUUAAGCAAGGCACUGCACCCGCUUCCCCCUGCACAGUUGCUCUGCUUACUGACAGCGACGUUUCUGGGACUGGAACUUUGAGUGUGUGGUGUUAAAUGACUGAAGCAGUGAAGUAUGUAACCGAUAGAAAGACCCAAUUUCAUUAUGACCAACACCAGUAGGUUUUAAGACUCCCCUGAAGAACAAUGUGUGACUGAAUGACUGUGUGUGGGCACCUGUUUGCUGCUCGCAGACUGUCACCAUGAGGGAGCAACGUUAAGUGGAUGUGACUGCUCUGAUUGCACUCCAUGGGAAAGCGAGAAGAAAUAGCCUACCUCUGAUCAUCAACGCGUCAUAUAAUGUUUCAACGGACGCCCCUCCCCCUGUCUCGUUUUUUCCCCUCACUCAACCUCUCCUUUGACUCACAGAGGCGGCUCACCACUGGUGCACGGACCGUGGAGGAUACGGGCAGAAGAUGGCUGACAUAGCCGCGCACCGCAAGCCCUCGGCGGCAUCACUAGCGUCACACGGGCCGCUGAAAAGCUGCAAGACAUCCGCCGUCUGGCGACUGUAAACAGCUGCCGCUGCCUCUCUCACCCCCUCCUCACCGCAGAAGUAUCUCAGAGAAAACAUGGCAGAGAUGGAAAAAGAGGGCAGACCUCCGGAAAAUAAAAGAAGCCGAAAACCAGCUCACCCGGUGAAAAGGGAAAUAAAUGAAGAGAUGAAGAGUUUUGCAGAGAACACCAUGAACGAGCUGCUGGGCUGGUAUGGCUAUGACAAGGUGGAGCUGAGAGACUCUGACAACCUGGAGAUAGGGGAGACGCCACAGCACAUCUCUGUCCUCAAAGAAAACUUGUUGCCAAAAAUCCCAGCUUCAACAGAGAGCAGCGAAGCCUCUCCAGAUCGAGCCAACAGCUCCCAUUCUUUGCCAGCCUCCAGGAACGGAGUCACAGAGUCCUCCACCACUCCGUCCACCUCCAUGCCCAGCACCAAGGAACAUGGCAACCUGCCCAUCAUAGUCCCCAUGAUCCCCCCGCCACUGAUCAAGCCCCCUGCAGAUGAAGAUGCAUCCAAUGUGCAGAUCAUGUGCGCCUGGUGCCAGAAGGUCGGCGUCAAACGCUAUUCUCUGAGCAUGGGGAGUGAGUUGAAGAGCUUCUGCAGUGAGAAGUGCUUCGCCGCCUGCCGCAGAGCCUAUUUUAAGAGAAACAAGCUGGGAUAUAUAAGGAAUUACGCUGCGAGAGACGACGAUGGCCUCGGUGGGAAAUUACCCCAGCACAGCUUUACUCAGGACACGCCCAGGCUUGUCUUCAAGACAAACAGCGAUGUGCUUGUGUGUGACUGGUGCAAACAUAUACGCCACACUAAGGAGUACCUGGACUUUGGUGCUGGUGAGCGGAGGCUGCAGUUCUGCAGUGCCAAAUGCCUGAACCAAUAUAAGAUGGACAUUUUCUACAAGGAGACCCAGGCUGCACUGCCUGGGGCAUUGUGUAACCCAGGACACGGGGCUGGUGGGGAGGGUAAAAUGGAGUGCAGUGGAGGGGUCCAGCUGCUCACUCCUGAAUCCUGGGGCACGCCGUUAACAGACUUCCGGCGUAAAGCUCCUUCACCAGGGGGGCCUAACAACACCUCUGCACUGGCCCCUUCCACUUCUUCUGCCACCUCACCCUCGGACACUGCUGCCGUCUGCUCCCCCUCCUCCUCCUCCUCAGCCAAGAUCCCCACACCCAGACCCCACGAGAGCCCCACUCUUCACCCUCCGCCUGUUCCCACUUUGCAUCCACCUGUCGGGGUACCUCCUGGUAGCCCUCCCAUGGUGAUGACACCCCGGGGACCCAUGCCCCUGCCACUGUUCAUGGAGCAUCAAAUGAUGCAGCAGAUGCGUCCACCAUAUCUUCGGCCCUCUGCCCACCCAGGGGGGCCCCAUAGCCCCCUGUCAAACCCUAUAAUCCCUGGUAUUGGUCCACCACCUCCUCCUAGGACCAUGGGUUCAGCAUCAAGCCCCAUGCACAGGCCCCUGCUGUCUCCACAUGUCCACCCCUCAUCCAAUCCCAACCCUGGCAUGAUGCACCAUGGUCUCCCCAUGCCAGGCCUACCCCCUUUCCCCCCAGUCAACAUGAUGCCCAAUGGACGCUUUCCUCUGCCCCCAAUGAUGAACUUUGGCAUGGCGUCCUUGGCCCCAUUGGUACCCCCACCAACUCUCUUGGUCCCUUACCCUGUCAUCGUACCCCUCCCAGUCCCAAUCCCUAUUCCAAUCCCAAUUCCCUUCAGCCCCAAAACAUCCAGGGACCAGCCAGAGAGUAGUGGCACCUUCCGCAGUGCUCCAGAGUCAUCCGAAGCUUCAGCUUCUGGACCCCACUCUCCACGUUCCUCUGGUGGUGACAGAGGGGAGCAGAAAGUAGAGCCAGCUGAUGCAGAGCGUCUCUCUCCUGUACACUCACAGAGAAGCAGGACGUCGCUGGUGGACUUGACAGUGAAGGCAGAGGAUAAUUCAGGCAACUUGUGUCUAACCAGCGGCCCUGGACUGAUGGAUGGGGUUAUUGAUCUAACUGUGGGCCAGAGGCCAUGCCAACAGCAGGUAAUUCAGAGGAUGCUACCUGGGGUCCAGGUCAAAAUAGAGGCAGAGGCUGAAUCAAGAUCUCCACCAGCUGCUGGGCUGUUUUGGGAAGGGAAGGGCAGUCGUGAUGGGGGGAAAGGGGCCCUCUCACAGGGCCUCCUCAGUGCUACGAAGCUGGAAGGGGGCGCACACCCAAACACACUGGAAUCAUUAGGCCCACCCUCCAGCAACAGCAGCCCUUCUUGCCAUGAGGAUCCGCCAGUGAGCCAGCUAAAUCCCUGUAUCUCUAACCAUACCCCACCACCCUUGCCCAGCACAGCACAGACCCAACCCCUGCCCCACCUCCAAACUAGCCCUGCUGCCCCAUGUAAUGUCAUAGUCAAUGGUACGGGAUGGCAUUCCCUUCUCACUCCUGCCUUUGAGUCUUACCCUGACCCAAGAGGAGACAGUGUUGCAGGAGAAGGAGAGGCAGAGGAGCAGCCAGCCAACGGUGAGCUGGAGCAUGAGGCACUGAAAGAGAACAAUUGCUCAGUUGGAGAUUGGGAGCUGGGGAAGCGGGGCUCAGUGCAAGACGAGAUGGCGGACACAGUGGAGGGUAAGCCAGAUCCUGACUCCAACAUGGAGGAGGGUGAGCACGCCUAUGCCCUGCCGCUGCUGUCCACCGGAGGCUGUGUGGUCAUCCAGCCUGUGCCAAAGCCCGGCGCUGACAAGACGGCCAUCCUGUCCUGCUCCAUCAGUGCCCCUUUAUCAGCAGACGGGAGUCCUGAGCUGGAGCCGCCGCUGAAGAGGAGGUGUCUGCGAAUCCGCAAUCAAAACAAAUGAGAUGGACGCUCUGAGGACCACAGUGCCAUCAACAAAUCUCACUUGUCCACCCCAUACCUCCAAAUCCCACUCCUCCCAACUACACCACCACACACAUGCACAUUUUUCUUGUCCUCAUUCAUCGUCCAGUCUACCAGCACCACAAAUCGCCUUUGACGACUGAUGAGUGUCCAACCAAACAUGUUGAUGUGUAUCAUAGCAGAGCAGACAGGACUCCUUUUGUCCAUGUGACAGACCCUCUGAUGGACUGAACUUCGACAGACUUGAUGUUGUAGCCAGCAGGAUUGCUUGACCUUUGAACUGCAGACAGUAUAUCCCUGCAACAGCAGGACUUUACCCCGCUGCUUCCCUCCUCAUUUAGAGACUCUCAGCCCACACUGCCCCUUCUACCUUAUCCACCCUCCCCUAUCAAAGCAAGUGCUUUCCAUAUUGUCUGUUACUAUGGAACGCACCAGAGUGAUAAGUGAAGGAUCCCCAAAGAGAGAUUUCCAUCCACCAAUGAAAUGCUCCAACCUGGUACCACACCACGGGUACAAAAAUCUCUGCUCCAGUAAGUGAUAUUUUUUUCUCACUCAACUUGUCACUAAGGUAUAGAGUGAUCUCUCAAAGUUUAGAUCGUAGAGCCACAGAGCUGGCAAAAAAUAGCCGAAAGUCUGCUCUAUCUAACCAGCAAAAAUGUACAUGCCAACCUGACACAAAAUGUCCUGGGUGAUUCUGAUGGGUGGUAGCUAAAAAGAAGCAUAACAAGCAUGGAUACAGUUAAUGCCAUAUACAGUAGCUAAAGGGCAAAUUAAAGAGAUUUUUCGAUCAGAGGCUGGAAAACUGUCAUUGGACAUAAAAUCACCAAUUAUUCCUACUUAAUCAGCACACUGGAGGAUACAAUAUUAAAAUUCACCAGCAAGUAAUAGCGUGUGGGUGGAAUCAUACAAUCUCUGCCAUAUUUUCCUGUAGCAUCUAUUUUGUUUGCUCUUGAAUUCAAUUGAAAUAUAUGUUGUUACACAAGAAUGAGACAGAGCUUUCAUGAUAAUCAUUCAUACUAUUGACAUUUUCACACCCUCUGGAAUGCUGUCUGUGUGCUUAAACAGUAAGCCAUACUAGUAACGGUAAUCGGGUCACUGCUGUUUAAGAAGAUUUCAAGGCUUACUGCACCUCCGAAACAACCGGGAUGGCAUGGCAAUGUAGAAACUCUGCCAAUCUGUAGUGGGUCCUUGCUACCGCAGGCUAGUACUCAGUCUUUUCUAUAAUACAUUACCAGUGAUGUUCCUGUAAUGGGCUAGUUUGAGACUGACUGCACUGAAUUUAAAGGGGGCAGGGGGAAGCCAGCUCCUUCAUAAAUAAUCAUUAAGGGACCUGGAGGGAACUGUACACUACAGUUUUUCUACAAUAAACACACGGAAGACAAAUUCAUUUUGGAAAUAAUUUGAGAAAUAUUUAAAAUAUUGCCUCUUGCUUGUCCACCAGUCCUGCCAAGUUGCUUAAUUUUUUUUUGCCAAUAAUUAUUUGUUUUAAGCCAAAUUUAAAGCCAACAUUGUCCUUGAUUCAGUGGCAUGCUAUACAGUAUGUACAGCUUUUUUGGGCAAUUUAAGUGAAUGCAACACAACUGUCACCCAUCAAGUUUGAUCUAUUCCAGUUCCACUACAGCUUAAGCCUCUGAGCUGGGACAUCAAACAAAGCCAGCAUUUAGUUUACACUCCUAUGGAGGAGGUACAUUGUACCAGUGCGAGACAAGGUAUUAUCAUAUGUCAAAGGCCCCUGGUGUGUUGAAACAAAACAUGUCACCUAGUUUUCAGUGGAAACGGGAUUUCAAACUGAAGAUUUGACCAGAUACAUUUAUAGUUGCCAAAAUACAAGCACUUAUUUUGAAAAAGGAAAGAUACAGAAGAACACAAGUGGAUGUCAAAAACAGUAUUACCUGAUCCUUAAUCAUAAUUUACAUUAGAUGUGUGCAUUGCUUUGCAUCCCCAUCCUAUCUAACUGUUUUUUCUGUAGCCUGUUUUAUUGCUGUCAUGGUGAGACACCGUGUGAUUUAUUCUGUGUCCAAUUGAGGCCCAACAGUUACUCAUACACAUAUUCACAUGUCACAAGCAUAUCUACAGUAUUCAUACUCAUGUCACACACACAAUGCAAUGUAGAUGUAACUGUGUGUACGUGUUUGUGUGAGGCAGGUGCAAGCAGAGAGCCCAGUUGAGAUUACAGAGUGUUGACUCAGAGUAAGCAGUGUGCAACUCUAUCUGUUGCCUGUUAGUUAGGCAUUUAGGCUUAGCUUGCUAGCCAGGGCCCAGCUUUGGUGUCACUUUAAGCAAUUCCUUGCACCCGCUUCAUUUCUCUGCCAACAAAGGCAGGGAAAAUGCUCUUUUUAAGCUGCCUGUUUAUGUCUUAUCUACCUUCUGCUGAAUUGUCCAUUAGUAGAGAUAUUCCUUUCUGUAAUUCUUUCACAGAUACCCAUAAGCACAUCAUUUCUGAAAUUAAAGGUAACAUUUGAAGAAUAAAUAUUGAGCAAUUGCACCCCUACUCCAAAAUUGAGAUUUUCCUGUUGAGCUGUCAGUUUUCUUAUCCGGAAUCUUGCUAGUGAAAAAAACAGAAACUAGUGAUGAUGUAGCCAAGAAACUGGACACUGUAGUUUCUGAUGUCCGUAAUAUGGGAGUCAUACAAAGACAGGGCCACAGUCAGGAUUUUAGAGGUCAUGAGCCCUCCAAACCACUAAUUUUAUAUUUUAUUCUGUUCAAUUAUACUUUCUGUAAAUGUCAUCAAACUUAUAAAAUACCCACUGUUUGUAGGUUUUUAUAAUGUUAAGUCCCCCCAGGUUGCAAAAACAUACUAAGGACAUGGCCUUAGUAUCCUCAAUGGUAGCUAACACCUACAACCCUGUACAAAUCUGAGCCACUGAUACAGCCCUGUCCUUUGUCUGAAGCAGGACGGGUUACAGUUUCCUAUUUGUUAGUGUGUGGGCCUGCACCAUGCAGUUAAAAAGGUGAAAGACUAUUCUGUUGGUUAACUCAACUGUUAGGUGAGGAGACAGUUUUUUGUUUUUUAAUUAUCCAUGUGUCCUGCUUAGCUCCUUUGUUAACUGCUACAAGCUAACGCUUUAGCAUACACUGCACUAAGGCUGACAGGCUGCUAGCAUUUUCAGGGAAGGAAGACCGACCUUUUGAAGGAAAAUAAAUAUGUCAGUCAGUGUUGUUGUUAUGACAUUGUAGACUGAUCAUUUUUGUCCUGCUAGCAGUGGAGAUGAAUAAUGGCUAUGUGGGCAGAUUGCCAUAAAAUGUACUGAGCACAUUGAUGUUAAAUAAGAAGAUGAACUCUUUCAAAUUUGGACUCUCCAUGAGCUGUCCUCUAGCGCCACCCCUAGGACAAAAUAUCUACUUUGUACCUGACAUACAGUAUCUAAAGCUAAUGACCAGAUUUCAAUUUAACGAAUAGUUCUUUAUUGCUCAGAGUUAAAUGAAGGUUUUUUUUACCACUCUGCCAGCUGUCGCUUAGCUUAGCUUAGCAUGAAGACUGGAGACAGAGGUAUAGCUUGCCUAGCUCUGUCCAAAGUUUAAAAAAAACAUCUGCCUACCAGCACAUUUAAAGCCUAUUAAUUAACACAUUAUAUCUUGUAGGUUUCCAGUCUUUAUGCUAAGCUAAGCUAACUGGCUGCCAGAUGUAGCUUCAUAAGUGAAUUUCCCAAAAUGUUGAUUCUUCCUUUUAAUUUGCUCCCCAAAGGACAAAUGCUAAUUUCUUUUGGUGAUCUUUUCCUGACUCUUCUUUUGCAAUCACCAGCCAAACUUACAACUGUAAUCCUACUAGCUGAUCUCCCAGAAUUUCUCUAAGCAAGUCAUUAUCUUUACCAGAAAUUUCAUAUUAAUUUAAAAAGGUGAAGGGGGCUUGAUUUUUGAUGAGGAACUAACCAAAAUCUUUUGUUAUGUCUGGUUUUUCUCUUGAUUCUCUUGUUACACACUAGACACACACAGACGAACAAACAUGCAUGUUAUGUCUGACCCUAAUCUGCACCAUGUUGUGUUGGCAUUGCAAACGGUAUACUGUCCAUGUCUGAGACAGAUAUUGAAGAUAUGAGAGCCUAACUCUCACGUGGAAAUCCUGGACCACUGAAUCAGUCUAUGUGAUGGCAAACAGACUCAUGACAAAUCUCCAGCAUUCUUUUUUUGAUGAUGGACUGCAGGCCUGGUCAACAGCCUGAAUUAUGCAAUGACAACUAACUCCUAUUAUAGACGAGUGGUCCACAGACAAACUAGAACAUGACAUGACUUCAUGUUACUUUUCAAAAACAACAGAGAAGUUGCCUUAACUCUUGCUUGUAUAAUCUCUACAGUUAAGACAAUGAUGCUCGCUUGUAAAGAAGACUCUCCCUUCUUUGUACAAAAUGAAAUAUACCAGAAACAACGACUUUGUUAUCUAGCUAGUGUCAAUGUAUAGAUGAUCAGCUUUUUCUGUAACUUGUAUGGACUGUCACAUUUUUGCUAAGAAGAAACCCUCCUCCCAACUUCCUUGUUCCUAAACAUCCAAUCUGUUCAACGUUUUAACUUGUGGUGGACUGUCAAUCUUUUUGUGUACAUUUUAUAGUAUUAUUUAUUGUUGACAAGUUUUGCAUUUGCAAAUAAUUAAAAAAAAUGAAGGUGGUUUGACCUGAGCAUUCUAUUCCAAUGAAAAUGCCUGGUGAACAGUGAAAAGCUUUUUUCUUUAUUAAAAUGGAGAAAACAGUGAUAUGAGGAGAUGAUCUUCUGUCUUUUUAUCAUGACGUUGUAACAUGUGCAUAACAUGUGGCCAAAAUUGCUUUGGAAAAUAAUAUUUUUUUGUGUUGUAACAGUAUUUGUUUUAUCCAGUGAAUUGCUCAUGAAGACAAAUAAAUAAGAGGCACACACAA